AUGCAGUUGAUGAACUCUGCAUUGUACCAAAACUUCAUCAGAAUGAACUCCGUUACAUAUCAGGAACUAGUGUGUGAGGUAGGACAUAAAUUAGAACGUGUGCCUAGUCGUCCUGAUAUAUUGUCAGUUGGGGAGAUUUUAACAGCCACUUUGAGAUACCUUGCAUCUGGAGAUUCAAUGGUAUCAAUUAUGUAUGCUUUCCGUAUUGGAAAGUCAACUAUUUACAAAUUAUUAUUUGAAUGUUGUACAGCUUUAUGGGAAAUAUUAAGCAGCAAAUUAUUGCCUCUACCAGAUACUAAUAAAUGGAAAAAUCUGGCCAAUGAGUUCUAUGAUAAGUGGCAAAUGCCAAAUUGCUGUGGAAGUAUUGAUGGAAAACAUAUAGUACACAAGGUACGAAAUACAAUGUUUAUUAAAGGACCUAUAUUUAUUUUAUAUAUAAAUGGUUUAUUGAACCUGGAUAUUAAUGCUAAAAUUGUACAUAUAAGAAUAUUGAUAAAGUUGAUAGCUUAAAAUACUUAGGUUUACAUAUGGAUACCAACUUGAAAUGGAAAAAGCACUCUGACUAUGGUAUAACAAAAGUUAGACAAUUUUUCUUUAUUUUUAGAAACAUAAGAGAUAUACAGAUACUAGACAAGAAACACUUAAGAAUAAUUUAUCUUUCUUUCCACAACCAGUUAUUACAUAUGGUAUUGAAAUAUGGGGAUGAACAUUUAAUACGCACUUAAUUAAGUUAAAAACUAUUCUAAAUAAAAUAGUUAAAUAUAUUCUAAAGGUACCUUGUUUUUAUAAGAUAUGUUUCAGUUAUAAUGAUCUCAAUGUGUU
This is a messenger RNA of Myzus persicae (green peach aphid), 822 nucleotides long. Its product is annotated as protein ANTAGONIST OF LIKE HETEROCHROMATIN PROTEIN 1-like. The record is from RefSeq and is a predicted model, not a curated record. Lineage: Eukaryota; Metazoa; Arthropoda; Insecta; Hemiptera; Aphididae. The transcript has 3 exons. The coding region runs from base 1 to 510 and encodes 169 amino acids.